This is a messenger RNA of Penicillium canariense, 2274 nucleotides long. RefSeq lists its product as uncharacterized. The record is from RefSeq and is a predicted model, not a curated record. The transcript is spliced from 2 exons. Lineage: Eukaryota; Fungi; Ascomycota; Eurotiomycetes; Eurotiales; Aspergillaceae. Bases 1 to 2274 code for a protein of 757 amino acids.
AUGUUCACCUACCAUCACGGGUUCCUUCACAUAUUUCUGAAUAGCGUGCUAAUAGUCAUCGCAGAACUGAAAGCUCUGAAGACCAAGUAUGGCGCUAUGGCAGAUUCUGCGACCCCCGCACGAAGCAUCAUCCCGCGUCCUGAGGAGAUUUCGACGCGUCCAGACCGCGGAUCUCCUCGUCAGAUUUCCGGGACACACCCGCCACUGGUAGCGACUUCUGGGCAGACUGGUCCGGUAGGUAGCUUUGCCACCACCAGUGGCAGUUCCGAAGCCACUGGCCAAGUACCUACCGAGACGCAAGCCGCAAUUGGCAAGCGGAAGAAGCCAGUCCGAAACAAGCGCAACAAGAAGUCAAAGAGCAGGGAUGAAACCGGGGGAAAGGAUAAUCGCCAGCAAGAGGUUUCCGCGCAGGUCGUGUCUGGCGUCACUGGCCAGCUCCUGCACCCUCGCGUUGAGCCCUCGUCCAGCCGCCCCGCGAAGGACCAGGGCCAACGAGCCGGCGAUAUCACGGUGCUUGCAGAGACAUUCCAGUCGCUUGAUGUCAACUACCCGUCCGCUGCAUCUGCAGAGGGCCCGUCAAGCGACUUAGGCUCAGAGACUCCGCGACCAACUCUCCGCCAGCUGCUGGCGGCUCUUCCGGGCUCCGCUGGAGUACAGCUAUCGUCGACUGCUUCCGUAUCGGCAAGCCACCCAUAUCGAGAUGAAUCUUCAUCGGCGGCUACCCCAACCAUGACGCCCAGUUCAUCGCCCAGAACUGAGGUAACAGUGGGGCGUCAGAUCCGACGAGGGGCGCCUACCGCGACUGCACCAGCUGCCAGGACGCCCGGCUCUCCAUCACCAGUCGUGGUACGAACAGGACGUGCGCGCAGAGGUGCCUCACUGACUCAUGCUCACCCGACCAUGAUGCGCAGUCACAACACUGCAGCACCAGUUGGGCAUCAUCGGGGAAGUGAAUUUGUCUCUGGGGCUCACCCUGCCAUGACCCCCGGUGACAUGACCGCGGCAUCAGCGGGGCAUACCCAUGGGGGCUCUGCUCCAUCCCCCACCGUGGCAUUUAGGCAUGGCGCCCAUCAACUAAGUCCUUCUCAAAGGCACCAGGCGUCCACACCCGCCGCAGUGCUCUGGGGUACACCAGGGGAUCCCGCAACAAGUCCUUACUAUUUCAGGGGUAUUCCCUCCCAGGCACUCGGCGGAGGUGCAUACCCAACGUGUCCGACUUUGAUGACUCCGGGCCCUACCGGCGUGUGCGAGGACAACGUGGCAUACAUGAGGUUGGAGCCAGAAUCCGGCAAGUUCUUCUGGGACUUGACAUACCACUUGUUCGAGUGCGCACUGGAGGGGUGUGAGAAGCGGUGCUGCCUGGGGGAUUGCCAAUCUGUCAUCUGCCCGUAUUGUGGACCUUUCUCGCAUUUCAUAUGGUGCAGCAAGGAACACAUGCGGGAGGAUGUCAGCACCCACUGGCUGUAUUGUGGACAGUCACCACUGAAGGAACCCAGCGUGGAGACUUCGGUGACCCCGGACAUUCGAGUCGGACCUCCCGCAAUUCCAUGCAAGAACGGCUGGGAUAGCCCCGAGCGACACCGACAAGCAAUGUGGUUCAGCACGGCGCGCCAGGAAGGCGACUACUUCAUCUUCGCCGAUUGGGACGACAGCAUUGCCGCCGGGUUCACGCCGGGUGCUUGGGAGGUGCGUUGCUCGCCUCGUGUGCUUCGGACCGUGCGUUUUGCCGAUCCGGAAGAGAAGGACCAUUUCCGACGGAUCCUUGCUGUGUGUUUGUUGAAGUCUGUUGAGGUCCAGCCACUGGUUGAGUAUAUGUACCGUCUGCUACGGGACAAAUUGCGCUUGACGAACCUGUGGACGCCUCAACUGGACGCGCAAGUUCGGCACCAGCUCUCCUUGGAGCUGAGUGUCAUCAUCGAACCGAACAUCGCGGGUCAGCGGCAUGCAUGUAAGACCGAAUGGAACGGUCAAGACCCCCGCCAUUGCCGAGACCCAACCUGCGUCUCCGAGCGACGACGCCUCCUGGGGGGUCUGGGAUGGGCGCCAGCGUUCGAUCGCUUGGUCUACAUCGAAGAAUGCAACCAUUGGAUUCUUCGAGCGAAUCGAACUACCCAUCCUACCGUCAGCAGCGUGUACGCCCGGACGCGUGGAGAGGGAUUCGAGGACGUCCUCGAAGAAGAAAGACGGCUCUUCCGGCGUGGCGAGGGCUGGGAUGGGGCGGGGACAGGUCCCAUGGAGAUCGAAUGUUUAGAAGAGUGCCAAGCUGUGCCUUAG